AUGGGUGGAGCCGAAGAAGUCGAUCCUCUCGAGGCAUACAUGAUGGACGUCACGGCAGAGGCACGCAAGAUUAAUGAAGAAGACAAAAAGAGAUUGCAGGAGAUCGGAAAGUCUGAAAACAAACGGACUAAUGAAGAAGAUGAAGCUGAUUUCGAACCUUCUGCUGCGGCAGAAGAAGACAUGGGAAGUGAUCCAGAAGACAUUCUUGCAUUGGCUGCUAAAAAGGUCAAGCGGAAGGAUCUGGCUCCCGUAGACCAUUCACAGAUGGAAUACGAACCAUUCCGCAAAAACUUUUACAUUGAGCCCCCAGAGUUGAAAGAAAUGACAUCCGAUCAGGUCGACAUGCUUCGUAUCGAGCUUGACGGUAUCAAGAUCCGUGGUGUAAACUGUCCCAAACCUGUCCUGAAGUGGACCCACUGUGGAUUGCCGGCAGGUUGUCUAGAAGUCAUCAGAAAACUCAAAUUCGACAAGCCUACCUCAAUCCAGGCCCAAGCUGUACCGGCCAUUAUGAACGGUCGAGAUGUGAUUGGUGUAGCAAAGACUGGUUCUGGAAAGACAAUUGCCUUUUUGCUGCCCAUGUUCCGCCAUAUCAAGGAUCAGAGACCCCUUGAGAUCGGUGAAGGACCGAUCGCAAUCAUCAUGACGCCUACCCGUGAGCUGGCUACUCAGAUCCAUCGCGAGUGUAAGCCAUUCCUUAAAGUACUUGGCUUGCGUGCUGUUUGUGCAUAUGGCGGAAGUCCCAUCAAAGACCAGAUUGCAGAUCUCAAGCGAGGUUGCGAGAUCAUUGUCUGUACUCCUGGCCGAAUGAUUGAUUUGUUGUGUGCCAAUUCUGGCCGUGUCACCAAUCUUAGACGUGUCACCUACAUGGUUUUGGACGAAGCCGAUCGUAUGUUCGAUAUGGGAUUCGAGCCUCAGGUCAUGAAGAUUGUUAACAAUGUACGCCCUGGUCGUCAAACUGUCUUGUUUUCAGCUACCUUUCCACGACAGAUGGAAGCAUUGGCUAGAAAGGUAUUAAAGAAGCCACUCGAGAUUACUGUUGGUGGACGCAGUGUGGUGUGUGAUGAUGUAGAGCAGAUUGUGGAGGUACGCGAAGAUUCGACCAAAUUUAUUCGACUCCUAGAGAUCUUUGGACAAUUCUUCAAUACUGAAGAAACCGAAGAUUCACGAGCAUUGAUCUUUGUGGAUCGUCAAGAAGCAGCGGAUAAUCUCUUGAGAGAUUUGAUCCGACGAGGUUACCUUUGUCAGUCAUUACACGGAGGAAAGGACCAAGCAGAUCGUGACAGUACGAUUGCAGACUUCAAGUCUGGGGUUUGUAAUAUCUUGAUUGCUACAUCAGUAGCUGCCCGUGGAUUGGAUGUAAAGCAACUUAAACUGGUAGUAAAUUACGAGUGCCCGAAUCAUAUGGAGGAUUAUGUACAUCGUGUGGGAAGAACCGGUCGUGCGGGUAACAAGGGAACAGCCUACACAUUCAUUACCCCUGACCAGGAACGGUAUGCUGUCGACAUCCUCAAGGCGUUGCGACUCAGUGGACAAUCCAUUCCUCCAGAUGUUCAAAUGUUGGCUGAUCGAUUCCAAGAAAAGGUCCAUACUGGUAAAGAGCGUAUGGCAAGUUCUGGUUUUGGUGGCAAAGGUCUCGAGAGAUUUGACAAGGAUCGAGACAUGGUCAAGAAGAUUCAAAAGAAGGCAUAUGGUGGUGAUGACCUUGAAGAAUCUGAUGAAGAAGAUAUUGAGCUGGAAACAAGAGUUGUAUCGAAUGGUGGUAGCGGUAGUAAUAAUAUUGGUUUGGGUAAGAAGGACGACUCUGGACACAUGUCCAAUGUGCCCAACAUUCCUGGACAGGCUGCUGCUGCUGCUGCUGCUGCGGCUGCCAAUGCGGCUGAACAGGGCAAGGGUAGCAAUGAGCAAUUGAGUGCAGCAGCACUGGCAGCCAAACGGGCAGCAACUGAGGUUGCGGCACGUAUCAAUGCAAUGGUUGGGUCAAAGAGUAGAACUGCACAUGAUGUUGUUGCAGAUAUCAAUGCUCGAUUCAAUGUCAGUACAACUGGUGGAGGACCUCCCCAGGUUGAGGAGAAGAAGGAUGAAGGGAACCCGGUCUAUGCAGAAGAGAUUGUCAUUAAUGACUAUCCACAAAAGGCGCGCUGGAGAGUUACCAACAAGGAACAAAUUUCCCAGAUUACAGAAAUUUCGGGUGCAGCCAUCACCACCAGAGGAACCUUCUUCCCUCCUGGCAAGCAGCCAGGGCCCGGUGACCGUAAACUGUAUCUGUUUAUUGAGGGUGACUCUGAAACUGUUGUCGACAGAGCCAAGAAUGAAAUCAAGCGAAUUCUUAUUGAAGCUACUGUUGCCCAGAUGGAAGCUGAAGCAAGGACAGGAGGAGGAACAGCUGGCAGAUAUUCCGUUGUCUAA
Messenger RNA from Phycomyces blakesleeanus NRRL 1555(-), 2406 nucleotides. RefSeq lists its product as hypothetical. Gene Ontology annotation, molecular function: nucleic acid binding; ATP binding; RNA helicase activity. Gene Ontology annotation, biological process: mRNA splicing, via spliceosome. The transcript has 8 exons. Gene Ontology annotation, cellular component: nucleus. Bases 1 to 2406 code for a protein of 801 amino acids. NCBI's taxonomy places the organism in Eukaryota, Fungi, Mucoromycota, Mucoromycetes, Mucorales, Phycomycetaceae. The record is from RefSeq and is a predicted model, not a curated record.